AUGGACACCCGCCGCCGGCCACCUAAACCCCCAAGCACCACCUCUUCUCACGAAGGUGGUCCUCACUAUCUCCAACGAAAACGACUUCCUCCUUCUGUCGACAAUCGCUCCCCAUCACCGACACCAAAAGCAUCGGACGCGCUUCCGCUACCUCUAUACCUAACAAAUGCCAUUUUCUUCACGCUUUUCUUUUCCGUAGCCUACUACCUCCUCCACCGGUGGCGUGAGAAGAUCCGGAACUCUACGCCACUCCAUGUCGUUACUCUUUCCGAAAUAGCCGCCAUUGUUUCCUUAAUGGCUUCCUUUAUCUACCUUCUAGGAUUUUUUGGAAUCGAUUUCGUCCAAUCAUUUAUCACGCGCUCUUCCCAUGACGCGUGGGAGUUGGAAGAUACGGAUAAUUCUAACUUCCUAAUCGAAGAUCACCGUCUUGUUACUUGCCCUCCUCCCGUAAAUAUCGCUCCCAUUCCCAAAUUACCCAAUCCUGAGCCAAUAAUUACACCUUUAGCCUCCGUAGAAGAUGAAGAAAUCGUUAAAUCUGUUACAGAAGGAACACUGCCUUCUUAUUCGCUUGAAACAAAGCUCGGUGAUUGUAAACGAGCGGCUGUGAUUCGACGGGAGGCGUUACAAAGGACAACAGGGAGGUCUCUAGAGGGUUUACCUGUUGAAGGAUUUGAUUAUGAUUCAAUUUUGGGACAGUGCUGCGAAAUGCCGGUGGGUUACGUACAGAUUCCGGUGGGGAUUGCCGGCCCUUUGUUGCUGAACGGGGAGGAGUAUAUGGUCCCUAUGGCGACGACUGAGGGUUGUUUGGUUGCGAGUACGAACAGAGGGUGUAAGGCGAUUUACGCCUCCGGUGGGGCUACUGCUGUGUUGCUGGGAGAUGGAAUGACUAGAGCUCCUGUUGUUAGAUUCGGGACAGCGAAACGAGCAUCGGAAUUGAAGUUCUUCUUGGAGGAUCCUGAUAAUUUUGAUACUUUGUCCAUUGUUUUUAAUAGGUCAAGUAGGUUUGCGAGGCUUCAAGGAUUUCAAUGCGCUAUGGCUGGGAAGAAUCUUUAUAUAAGAUUUAAAUGCGGUACUGGGGAUGCAAUGGGGAUGAACAUGGUCUCUAAAGCGGUUCAGAAUGUGCUUGAUUUCCUCCAUAGUGAUUUCCCUGACAUGGAAGUUGUGGGCAUCACUGGUAAUUAUUGUUCGGACAAGAAACCUGCGGCUGUAAACUGGAUUGAAGGCCGUGGAAAAUCGCUUGUUUGUGAGGCAAUUAUCAAGGAAGAGAUAGUAAAGAAGGUGCUGAAAACAAGUGUUGCCUCCCUUGUGGAGCUUAACAUGCUAAAGAAUCUCGCUGGUUCUGCUGUUGCCGGUGCUCUUGGUGGAUUUAAUGCCCAUGCCAGCAAUAUUGUCUCUGCAGUCUUCAUAGCCACUGGCCAGGAUCCAGCACAGAAUGUUGAGAGUUCUCAGUGCAUUACCAUGAUGGAAGCUGUCAAUGAUGGAAAGGAUCUUCACGUCUCUGUGAAUAUGCCUAGCAUUGAGGUGGGUACAGUUGGAGGUGGAACUCAGCUUGCAUCUCAGUCUGCUUGCCUGAAUUUACUAGGUGUGAAGGGUGCGAGCAAAGAGUCACCUGGCUCGAACUCAAGACUCCUCGCCAACAUUGUGGCUGGUUCAGUUUUAGCCGGGGAGUUGUCUCUGAUGGCUGCCAUUGCACAAGGGCAGCUUGUCAAGAGUCACAUGAAAUACAACAGAUCCAGCAAAGAUAUAUCCAACGCUGCAUCUUAG
Messenger RNA from Dovyalis caffra, 1764 nucleotides. The record is from the annotation of a GenBank genome assembly. NCBI's taxonomy places the organism in Eukaryota, Viridiplantae, Streptophyta, Magnoliopsida, Malpighiales, Salicaceae.